Messenger RNA from Helianthus annuus (common sunflower), 1935 nucleotides. RefSeq names its product transcription factor HBP-1b(c38). The coding region runs from base 337 to 1737 and encodes 466 amino acids. Lineage: Eukaryota; Viridiplantae; Streptophyta; Magnoliopsida; Asterales; Asteraceae. Gene Ontology annotation, biological process: regulation of DNA-templated transcription; DNA-templated transcription. The transcript is spliced from 11 exons. The record is from RefSeq and is a predicted model, not a curated record. Gene Ontology annotation, molecular function: sequence-specific DNA binding; DNA-binding transcription factor activity.
AGUUGAUAUAUAUAGUCGAAUUAAACAUCACAGUCACGCGCCAGGUUAAUAAAGUGGGGAAGACGAUAGUUAUAUGCAUUUGUUCGGACUGGAGGUGCUGCUACCGGUAUCGGGAGACUAAAAUGCUCAAACUUGGGGGAAAGAGAGAGGGGUCAGAAUAUGCAAUAAUGACAAAACAAAUCUCUCUCUCUCUCAUAUCUGAUACAUGGACUAUUAUUUUGGGUGUAAUUGCCUAAGGCUAUCGUACUGAUUCGCUAUCUUCUCAUGCCAGUAAAAUAAAUAAAACAUCCAUCCCUUUUAAAGAUUUCCCAUUUUCCACCAUCAUCAUCUACAACAAUGCAAAGCUCCCCUCACCCCUUCUCAUCUCCAGACCUUUACCCUCCAUUUUUUAACAUUAGAGCAGAUGAAAAUGGAAGAAAUGAUGCACGUUUUGCGGAUCUUGGAGAGCUUCAACACUAUCAAGAGGAUGCUGUUGAUUUAAGCAGAAGCUCUUUGUAUAAUGAAAUAAAAUCAGGGAAUGCAAAUGCAAAUGCAGCAGCUGUUUUUUCUAACAAUAGCUUACAGUUUCGCCAGCAUCACAUGAAUUUUGGGUCAAGUAUAGAUAUGAGCUCAAUUGGGACAGGGGUGGAUACAGGGCAGCAGUUCUUGAUGCAGCACCAUAAGGUGGUGGCGGCAGGUGGUGGUAACGUCGGCGGUGGUGGUGUUAUGGGGAAAGGGCAUUUUGAGAAUUGGGGUGAGUCUGCAAUUGCAGAUAACAGCCAACAAACUGACACUUCUACUGAUAUUGACACUGAUGAUAAAAAUCAGUUUAACAGUGUUCAAAAUGGAGGUCAAGUUGUUGUAGAUUCAACAGAAGGAUCAAUGGGAAAGAUUGGAGACCAGAAGAUACUUCGAAGGCUGGCUCAGAAUCGAGAAGCUGCUAGGAAAAGUCGAUUAAGAAAGAAAGCGUAUGUUCAGCAGCUGGAAAAUAGUCGACUCAAGCUUACGCAGCUUGAGCAUGAGCUUAAACGAGCACGCCAGCAGGGUAUGUUCAUUGCUGGUGGAGUUUCUGGAGAUCAGAGUAGUUUAGUUGGUGGAAACGGAGCCUUAGCAUUCGAUCUGGAAUACGCACGAUGGUUAGAUGACCAUCAAAGGCUAAUUAACGACGUGCGGUCAGCAGUAAACACUCAUCUUCCCGAUAACGAGCUUCGUCUUCUCGUUGAAGCGGUUAUGUCACAUUACGAUGAAAAAUUCCGUCUUAAAAGCAUAGCCGCAAAAUCCGAUGUGUUUCACAUGCUUUCCGGCAUGUGGAAGUCGCCAGCCGAACGUUGUUUCAUGUGGAUAGGCGGUUUUCGCUCUUCUGAGCUUCUCAAGAUACUCGGGAACCAUUUGGAGCCGUUGACGGAUCAACAGUUGAUGGGGAUAUGUAAUUUGCAGCAAUCUUCGCAACAAGCAGAAGAUGCUUUGUCUCAAGGGAUGGAAGCGUUGCAACAAUCUCUCGUCGACACGCUCUCGGUGGGGUUUACGAGCUCGGGUAACGUAGCCGAUUACAUGGGUCAGAUGGCUAUAGCCAUGGGCAAGCUUGCCACACUCGAAAACUUCCUUCACCAGGCAGAUCUACUGAGGCAGCAAACGCUACAGCAACUGCACCGGAUAUUGACCACACGGCAAGCUGCAAGGGCGCUUCUUGUGAUUAGUGAUUACAUGUCACGUCUACGUGCGCUGAGUUCAUUGUGGUUAGCGCGCCCCAAGGACUGAAGUCGACAAAUUUGAGGAGGGUAAGCUUGAAAUGAAAAAAGAAAAUGUAUACUGGCUUAGUUUAGAAGCUGCUAGUGGAGGGAUAGUGAUAGGGUCUUUGCUGUUGUAAAUUACCACCUCUUUAGUUCUCUCUGGAUUUCUAUUUUAUUUUAUAGGGAUUAUAAAGCCAUGAAAGCUUUAUUGCCAAGGCUUUUUCUA